Felis catus (domestic cat) is the source of this 4394-nucleotide messenger RNA. RefSeq names its product solute carrier family 10 member 7 (gene SLC10A7). The coding region runs from base 307 to 861 and encodes 184 amino acids. The transcript is spliced from 7 exons. Lineage: Eukaryota; Metazoa; Chordata; Mammalia; Carnivora; Felidae. Gene Ontology annotation, cellular component: plasma membrane. The record is from RefSeq and is a predicted model, not a curated record.
GAGCAUUUGCACUUGGGAGCGUCGGCCAGAGCUGCCGUGGUAAUAUGCGCGUCUAUUAUGAGGCGCGUGGUAGUGAUGGCGGCGCUCAGUGAGACUUUCCUGUCACUGGAUACUACUACUCCCAGCCCUCCUCAAAGCCGCCGGAGCAACCCCCAGGUCUUUAGUUUACAAGUGGCAAUUUGACUUGCUCUGCUGCAUGUCUGGAGGGACCGUGGAAAGUGUGGAGACGCCUCGGGGAUUAAGCGAUCGUAGCUUAAAAAGAAAAAAAGCCAAACAAAUAAACAAAACCCACCCACCCUAACAAACAUGAGGCUGCUGGAGAGAAUGAGGAAAGAAUGGUUCAUGAUUGGAAUAGUGCUGGCGAUCGCCGGAGCUAAACUGGAGCCGUCCAUAGGGGUGAAUGGGGGACCACUGAAGCCAGAAAUAACGGUCUCCUACAUUGCUGUUGCAACGAUAUUCUUUAACAGUGGACUAUCAUUAAAAACAGAGGAGCUGACCAGUGCUUUGGUGCAUAUAAAACUGCACCUUUUCAUCCAGAUCUUUACGCUUGCAUUCUUCCCAGCAACAAUAUGGCUUUUUCUUCAGCUUUUAUCAAUCACACCCAUCAAUGAGUGGCUUUUGAAAGGCUUGCAGACAGUAGGCUGCAUGCCUCCCCCUGUGUCUUCUGCAGUGAUUUUAACCAAGGCAGUUGGUGGAAAUGAGGCAGCUGCAAUAUUUAAUUCAGCCUUUGGAAGUUUUUUGGGCAUCGUUGUAACACCCCUGCUUCUGCUGCUUUUUAUGGGUUGUGUAUUUGGCGGUCACACACGUGUGAUGCGUAAAGUGACAAAACGUGAAGCACUUAAAGAGCAACCGUCCACUUGAUUGCCCCAGUCGUUCACGUUGAGCCAGUCUUCCUACCUUGUGCCCAAGUGUUCCGAAAGCAGCUGAAGACAAAUCUCCUCCUGAACCUGAGAGGAGCUCAUCUUUGGGCUGUGUGUGGAAAUCCCUCAGAAGUCGUUCCCACACAGAGAGGAUUUUGUAAAGCAAAAUCAUCUGUGGGAUCUCUUGUAAAUGCUCAUGCCAGCACUUCCCUCUCCCCUCUGAUCUCGCUGAACCGUAAUGGGCCGGGGGAGUGCCUGGCAAGCUAUUUCCAAAUGCUCUAGAGGUGACACUGAUAAACCCCUCUCCCUUUCCAGGAUCAGUGACCCAGAGAGGCCACUGCCACUGCUGGUCUGGGACUUCUCAGGCUUAACUGAAGGCAGGCAGGGACACCGGAUGACCGUGGCACUGCCUUAGCCAGGCUUUCCCCUUGCCCCUUGGUUCCCUCUCCAACAGCAGCUGCCGCUGCCGGUGCUCCCCAAGCAGGUGGGGUCUGGCCAGAGUGAAAGGGAACAGCUCCCUUAGGCCACUCCUGCCUUUUGGUCCCCCGGCUUAGGGCACUCUUCUGGGGGAACUUAGAUGUUUACUCCACUUGAGGGACUAUUUAGCAACAAUGGGCUCUUUGGUUCCCUAACCAAAUAGACUGACAAGACCAAAUUCUGUGGCCAAAUUAGGAGCAAAGUUUGUUCCCAGAUGCCUCUGAGUAUCUCUCCCUCCAGCCUUCCAUGUCCUGAUAGCCCAUUCCCCACAGCCAAUUUGCAGUUCCCUUAGGCACGUUUCACUGAACAUCCUGUGUGGUUUGAGUAACCAGAAUUUACAAUUGUACACAGUUUCCGUCAGUGAUUGGAAGGUAAUCUUUUCAUCUUAUGUUUUAAAUUAGCAUAUAAUAAAAAGAAAUGUUUUACAUAAUUUAUCUUUAAAAAAUUAUUAAAAGCCUAUUUUGUUCGUUACUUCUCAAAGAAAAAUACCAUGCGUCUAGAUAUAAAAAGGCUCAUUUCCUCUACUAAGUAUAUACUUUCCAGACAGUAACCCAAUUUUAGUUUUAUGCAUGCAGCUGAAUCACGAUUAACAAUCAUAUUUUAAUUUUGAUAAAAAUCAUGGCCAUGUUUACGUUGAGCCCAUCAGCUGGUAUACAUUUAAGUCCUUGAUUUUGUGUAAGUCAUCAACGUGGUUUGCAGGUUUCUCUGUGAGAGAAGGGGCAGCAGUUGAAUGAAAGAAAGGCGAAACUAUAGUUUCUGGGGAAAGAUGGAAAUCUCAAAGGAUUUGGGGGACCGGGGCCUGGGGACACUCUCCCUUCUUCUGUUUGGAUGUUUGUCUUUGUGAUGGGAAGGACACCGGUAUUUAUGAGGGUGUCUGUGUAGAGGUACAAGAAAGUAGAGCCACUAGUAAGUGAGCCCCCUUGCCCCCUCCCCAGGAUCGGGUUCUGCGGGCCACGGCGGAGGGUGGAAAUUGGGCAGGAAGUGAACAAACACCGCUCCCUAUCUGAAGUGGCUUUGUCCCACUUUUCUCACAGAAGAGAUUUACCCUUCACCAUUCUACAGUAUAAACUGUAAAUAUCUGUUCUUAUAUUUUCCCUGAAUGCAGUGCUAAUGAAAGCAAAGACCAAUCAUCAGGGGUGAAUUAUUUAAUACAAUAAUGUUUUAAUAGCCGAGAAGAGACACAAAUAGUAGAGACGCCAGUGGCUAAUGGAUUUCCCUGGUAGGAGAUAAAAGGCUGAUUACACAGCAGAGCAAGUGAAGACCUGGUGCAUUAAUGACAAUUUACAGGUCAGCUCACUUACAGAAGUGAUUGAAAACACACCAUCUGUUUUCUAACUGUAGGUUGAUAACUCUGAUUUUACAGACGCUCAGCGUCUCCAUCAAGAAUUGUUACUCAUUUGUCUCUCUGAGCCUUGUUUGGCCCCACAAUAUUUUACUGGCUGAACCCCCAGAUUCUUUCCAAAUCAGUUUCUAAAUUGAAUGGAUUGAUAACUGUCAACCCUGGUUCCAUUCAGCCUUUCUCUGCCAGGUUAUAUAAUGAAACCCUAAUGCCCUAAGACAGCCAUUGUAUAUAUUGGAUUAACUCUUUCUGAUGCAUUUACUCAGAUACUAUUUAGGUACCAUCCUUGAGAGAGUUGAGAAAUAGUCACUCAAAUAAUCUCCUGUGUUCUGUAGUUCAGAUCUGGAACCCCAGAUGAGAAAGACUGUAUCAUCAAUUACUGCUUCCCAAGUUUCUCCCACCUCUCUUUUUGUUUCUCCUUCUCCCUCUUCUUGCUUCUGCCUGCCUUCCAGUUCCCCAUCUCCAUGUAGGCACCACACACACACACACACACACACACACACCCUCCCUGUCUUUCUCUCACAAGGGCAAGAAAGGGGGAUCCCAGGUUUGGCUUCUACCCCUGCCCCCUUCCCCAUUUCACUGCUCUGUAUCUUCUGUAAUAAAUAUGCAGCAGAGUGCAAGAAUGGCGUGUGAGGGCUGUGGAGCGACACUUCCAGGUUUAGGUCAUGGCUCUGGCACUCUCUAGCUAGUGACCUUGUCUAAGUCCAACUGUUCUGUGCCACUGUUGGCUUAUAUGAAAAUGGCGGUACUAGUAAGACCUACCUGAAGGAGUUGCUGUGAGAAUUAAAUUAUUUGGCAUACAUUAAGCAUUUAGAGCAGCGUCUGGCACAUAGGAAGUCUACAAGUAAAAUUGCCAUUAUUGUAAUUAUAGGAGAUUGUUGGGAGGCCAGGCAAUGUGAUCCUCUUCUUGAGACUGUGAAUUAAGCAGGGCUUUGUAACUUGUAGUUGGACGGGUGGAAAGAAAAGAAAACAUUGUCAGGCCUCUUUUGCUACCUAUGUAUUGUUGGUUAAUUGAGUUCAUUAAUUGAACUCAAAAUUGUUGGACACCUGCUAUGUGCUAGAUUAGUGGUUCUCAAAGGGUGAACCAUAAGCUCAGCAGCACCAACUUCAGUGGAACCAUAUUGGAAAUGCAAAUUCUCAACAUCCUCCCCAACCUUCUCUGAAGAUGGGGCCAAGACAUCUGUGUUUUAAGAAGCCCUGCAGGUAUUUCUGAUGGGCUAGAGUUUGGGAACCACUGCUCUAGAUGUAAAACGUAGUCACUCUGCUGGGCUCUGGGAAUAUAAAUAUAAAUGAGACCCUGUCCCUGACCUUCUGGAACAUACAGUGUAGUGAGAGAAACAGAUUUGUACACAAGAGCAAGACUAAGGAUUCUGAGAGGAACAGUGCAAACGCAGAGCCACAAAAGAGGGGGCGGCCGAGUCUAUGUUUCAGGAGGAGGGUUUGGAAAGCAUUCCUAAACAAGUGAUACGUGAAUUAACCCUUAGAAAAGGACCAGAACUUUUCCAGUUGUGAGUGGGGAGGAAAGGUAUUCUAUGGCAAAGAGUGCGCGAGCACUUGGUAGUGGGUAGACAUGCACACGUUCCUCAACUUUUAGAAAGCAGCUCCUGGAGCCGCCUGGGUGGCCCAGUCAGUUGUGCAUCCAACUUCAGCUCAGGUCACGAUCUCACAGUUUGUGAGUUCAAGCCCCUCGUAAGGCUCUAUACUGACAACUCAGA